AUGUUAAGAAUAGACGAUCGUAUGACACAUGAGCUGAAAAACACAUUUUGUGAUAUAUCUGCAUCCGGAACAACUGUCGGAGAAAAGAAUGUUGGGACCAGGUCUCGCCAGAACCUUGCUGGUGGAACAGGAGUUUUUGCAAAUUUUUUUGAAGAGAUGGCCGAGCCGCUCUCAUUGCAGUCUUCAGAUCCCAAUGAUGAUAGCCUUGCAAAUACUUUAGAGAAUGAUUGUAGAUUACAAGAACAAAUGUGCGAGGCGGAGGAAACCAACCCUUGUUUUCAUGAUGAGCUAAGUCCCAUGCAAGCAUUUUAUGGUGAUAAUUCCGAUGAUGAUCUGAAAAUCCUCGAGCGUUAUCGUAUGCUCAUCAGUCAAAAUGCUGAUUUCAAAUCAUGUUAUGGAGACGAAUCUCAGCUGGGUCGUUCAACAAAUGAUAAUGCAAUCAAGUGUGGUUCAUCGCCACGCGGUGUCGUCACUGAAUACAAUCCAACGGAUUUAAGUAGUCAGUUGUGUAUUUCAUAUAUACACAGAAGUAAACCACCAAAAAUAUUAGCUAAUCGCUUCUUACUUGGCUCUACUAUUGGACGUGGUAGUUAUGGAAAGGUAAAGGAUGCGAUCGAUCUAUUUACACUUCGACGUCAUGCUGUAAAAAUUAUCAGUAAAUUAGGCGUUCGAAAAAUCCCCGGUGGUUGGAAUCAAGCCUUACAUGAAGUUAGCCUAAUGAGAAGAUUAUCAGCCUGUCGACAUGUUGUAUCCCUAGUCACUGUGUUACGUUUACAAAAUCCAGAUCGAUUAUGCCUAGUUAUGGAGCAUUGUUUAGGCUCAGUGCAUGAUUUACAAGCUGCCGGAGUACCAUCGAAUACAAUUGUAAGCUCAGAGAAUGAAUUUGAGUCGAAUGAAAUAUCAGGGAAACAUGAAACACUCAAAGACGACGGUUUACAUGACGAAGACACUACAAAGAAAUCCUCUGUAUUAAAGUUAAACAAAAUCCGUCGAUUUCAUACAAGGCUGCCUAUGAUUUCAACACAAAUCCACCAAGAAUUAGACUCCAAAAUUUCGAAGCUGAAAAAUCGUAAAGUAUCCAGUGUAGAACAUUCGACACGUCGCACUGUAAAGAACUCGCAACAAACACAACAACAACAGCAACAACAAUUUCGUCGACUUCCUGAAUCUCAAGCACAUGCCUACUUUUUACAGCUGAUUGAUGGGUUACAUUUUCUACAUCGUAAUGGCGUCAUACAUCGCGAUAUAAAACCAGCGAAUCUUUUGUUAACUCCAGCGCCUGGUUGUGGUUUAAGUGAAUUUGGCAGCCCAAAUGGUACAAUGGAUUUACCCGAUCAUAAUUGGCUAUGCGGUACUGGUGGACAAUCAUCAUUUUGUGGUCGUUCACUAGCUGAUCUGUUGGCUGCAUCACGUGGUUGGCUGGUGAAAUUAGCUGAUUUCGGUGUAUCUGCAUCAGUGUCAGCUUUCACUUCAAAUGAUAUGAUUAGCGGUGGACAAACUACACCAGCUGUUCAACCACCGGAAGUUGCCAAAGGUGUGCAAUCAAUAUUUGAUGGUGCUAAGUUAGACGUUUAUAGUGCUGGUGUAACAUUAUACUUUAUGCUAACUGGUCACGUACCAUUUUCAUGUCAAAAUGUAUUACAAAUAUUUGAAGCAAUCGUUAAAGGUGAUUAUACUAUCCCUGGACAUGUAUCAACAAAUGCAUCAGAUUUAAUUAGAAAAAUGAUGCUUAAAGAUCCUAAGAAACGUUUAUCUUUAUUACAAAUUCGUCAACACAUUUGGUGUAUCCAAGAUCCUUUGCCACCGAUGUCAGUUGAAAAAAUUAAAGAGAAAUUACGCAGUGAAUUAAUACAAUCAAAUAAUACACCAACACAACGACGUGGUAUAAUCUGUUGGCUUAAUCCAUUAGUCUAUUUGCGUAGAUCAAAUUCUGAAUAUCCUUCACCGCAUAUAGAUGAUACAGGGGCCAGGAUAUUUACUGCAGAUGAAAUUAUUGACAAAAGUGAAGAAAAGUGUAUAGAUUCACAGUUAACCUCAACAGAAAAAGGUGUCAUUUGUAAUAAUGAUACUGCUGUUGCACCAUUCUCUGUUAUUGAUCGAUUAAAGGUAUAUCAUGAUCUGGAUGAUGACGAUGAUGAGCACUCAAAACCUGAGAAUAUGUCAAGUUUCUUUUAUUCCCCUGAAGCAUGUUUACAGUAUUCGGGUAUUGAAUCACAUCUUGCCAAUUUAGGUAUUGUUCCGUGUUGCCCACAUGAGUCUGAAUCAAAGUUAAAAUUUCAAUCUACAUAUCCUGUUCCAAUGAAUGCUUCAGACAACGACAGUGCUUUCAACAAGGAUAAUCAUUUACCUGACAAUAAUCUCUCUCUUCCACUGUAUGAAGCUUCACAACCGCCGAACUUCACAACUAAUGCCAAGAACCAUAUACUACCAGAACCUCCUGCAUGUCCAGCUGAUUUACCAGUCUCUGUCCCGUCGACAUUAUAUAGAUUACCGCCUACAUUUGCAUUGAAUUCAUGUGUUAAUUUUCGUACUGGUAGUCUCCCAGAUGCAAGUGAAUUAAUUCCCUCGAAUUCAGAUGGAUAUGAAGAAGAAGCAGUAGUGGAAAGCGGUAAUAUUGUCGUUGAUAAUGAUUAUUCAUCGAAUCAAAAAACUUGGCAUUGUGGAUCAAGGUUAAAACGUGAUGGCUAUACAACAAAGAACUCACAAACAUUGCCUAAGAUGGUGAAUGAUAUAGAUCAGGUGUCUAGUGAUUUUGAUACUGAUGAGAAAACAUUUCUACCUGAAGAGAGUUGUUCUUCAACUGCUCAUCGUAAGAAAGACAAAAAGCAUACAGAUAAACAACUUGUCAAAAGUUGUAAGAGUAACCCGCACAAUAUGCAUAAAUUAACUAGAUGGUUUUCAAAUUCAUUCACGUCAUUCCGUCAUCGAAUACAAAGUCUUCGACAAAAAGAACUAUCGUCUAAUGGUUCACACACUGGGGCUAGUUAUUCUGCAUCAACUCCUCAACCACCGUUGUCAUCUUCAUCAGUUCCCUAUUGUCAUCGAACUGUGAAUAGUGCAGUAGAAUUAACCACAUCUAUGAUUACUGAUAAGCCUUGUGUUGUUGUACACAAUGAUUCAAUUGAAUCAUCUGGUCAUCCGCCAACAUCCCAGUCAUCUCCGAAGAUAUCUAUUUCACGAAUUUUUACAAAGAAAAAGUUUAGUUUUAAAAAAUGA
Molecule: messenger RNA, 3216 nt
Organism: Trichobilharzia regenti
Lineage: Eukaryota; Metazoa; Platyhelminthes; Trematoda; Strigeidida; Schistosomatidae
Source: the annotation of a GenBank genome assembly